GCUGGACCCAAGAGCCGACGCUUGAUGCCGCCGCCGACGGAACUCUGGGGAUGGCCUGAGAUUUUCUCGGGCCUGGGACGCGGAUAUAUAGAGGCGGGCUAGGAGUUGGAGUGUAUAUAAGGGUCCUGCUGCGCGAUUGAUUGUCUGCAUCUCGAGAUUCCCACAGCUCCAGCUACUUCUUCUCUUCUCAGCGCUCUACCUUUCGGGCUUCAUCGUCAGUUCAAAAGUCAAAUUUGCUCCUUUCAUACCCUCACAAUGGCCGACUCCAAGUCCCAAACCGCACCCUCCGUGCAGGGCGGCUCAGCACCGCACCGCUUCGACCCCAACUUCACCGACUCAGUCAUCAACGCCAUGGGCCCCAAGACCGACCCUCGCCUGCGCUUCGUCAUGACCUCGCUGAUCCGCCACCUGCACGACUUCACGCGCGAAGUCGAGCUCACCGUCGACGAAUGGAUGGCCGGCGUCAAGUUCGUCAACCUCAUCGGACAGACCUCCACACCAACUCGCAACGAAGCACACCGCAUGUCCGAUAUCCUGGGUCUCGAAUCGCUAGUCGACGAGAUCGCACACAAGCACAUCAACGAGAGCGGCGAGGAGCCUACCUCCUCCUCGAUCCUGGGCCCCUUCUGGUCGCCCAACGCGCCCUUCCGCGAGAACGGCGGCACCAUCAUCAUCAACCCGAACCCAGACGGCAAGCCCGCCCUCAUGCACGGCGUCAUCACCGACCUCGACACCAAGAAGCCCAUCCCCGGCGCCGUCAUCGACAUCUGGCAGGCCUCGGCCAACGGCAGGUACGACUUCCAGGACCCCGAGAACCAGACGCCGAACAACCUACGCGGCAAGUUCCGCUGCAACGAGAAGGGCGAGUACUGGUUCUACUGCUACAAGCCGACGGCGUACUCGCUGCCGACGGAUGGUGCGGCCGGCGCGUUGUUCACGGCCCUGGAUAGGCAUCCGAUGCGUCCGGCGCAUAUCCACUUGAUGAUUACGGCUGAGGGGUAUAAGCCGGUUACCACGCAGAUUUACCCCCGCGACGACCCUUAUGUCACCAACGACACUGUGUUUGCGGUCAAGGAUGACCUGCUCAUCGACUUCACUCCGCGCGAGAACGACCCGAAGGCCAAGUUGGAUCUGGAGUACAACGUGCGGUUGGCGCCGAGGGCGCCCAAGGCUGCGCCGAUGGAGGGCGUUGCGAGCCUAAACACUCUCCGCAAGCCCUCCCACCCACACUUCCACUACCAACCAUUCAGCACCCUCACCACCGCCAAAAUGCGCGUCCCGUACGCUCCCAAAGAGCCCCCAACCGAAGACGCAAAGCCAGUCUACGAACGCAUCGCCGCCCGCCGCGCCCCCCGCCCUCUAAUCCCGCUCGACCUCACGCUGCUCCACAACACCGCGGUAGCAGACGGCUGGAACUCGUUCAUUGGCGCGAUCCGCACCAAAACCAGCGUUCCGGAUGCGCUCAAAGAGCUCGCCAUCUCGCGCGUCGCGGUGCUCAACAAAGCCGUCCACGAGUGGGACAGCCACGCGCCGCUGGCUCUGAAAGGUGGCAUCUCCAAGGAAGGGCUGGAGACGGCGUACACUGCUCCGGUGCACAAGCUUGGAGAUAAGGUGGAGCGGGGUGAGAAAGGAGGGCUGACGGAGGAGCAGUGGAUAGUGCUGGCUUAUGCGGAUCAGAUGACACGAGGUUGCGAGGUUGAUGAGUCUGUGACGGAAGCGCUGAAGGGGUUUUUGAGCGAGAGGCAGGUUGUCGAGUUGACGGCUACUGUGGCGGCGUAUAACUGCGUACACCAACCCCGUCCAAUCCUCGUAAACGCGCGCCGCCAUGCUUCGACGAAACACCCGAAAGGCUUUGUGCCACCUACACAAGCAGAUCUCGAUGAGCUGCGGGAACGGGUGCAGGAGUUCACACGACGAGAAAUCCCCGAAGAACUAGCGCAAAAGACCGACCAUGUAAACGAGUUCCCGAACGAAAUGUGGCAGAAGUUCGGAGAGGCAGGGUUUCUGGGCAUAACGGCGGACGAGGAGUACGGUGGGCUGGCGAUGGGAUACCAGGCGCAUUGCGUAGUGAUGGAGGAGAUCAGUCGGGCGAGCGGUAGCAUCGGUCUGUCCUACGCGGCACACUCGCAACUCUGCGUAAACCAACUCAUGCUCAACGGCACGCCCGAGCAAAAAGCGAAAUACCUUCCCGGCUUGAUAUCGGGCGAGCAGAUUGGCGCAUUGGCAAUGUCCGAGCAUUCGGCGGGCAGCGACGUCGUCAGCAUGAAGACGACUGCGAAAGAGGUCGACGGCGGCUAUCUGCUCAACGGCACCAAGAUGUGGAUCACCAACGGCCCAGACGCACACACCAUCAUAGUGUACGCGAAAACCCAGCCCGAGGCCGCCUCAAAAGGCAUUACCACCUUCAUAGUCCCCACCGCCGGUGCAAAAGGCUUCUCGGUCGCCCAGAAACUGGACAAACUGGGCAUGCGGGGCUCCAACACCGGCGAGCUCGUCUUCGAAGACGUCUUCGUGCCGAAGGAGAACGUGCUCGGACAGGUAAACAAAGGCGUGCGCGUCCUAAUGGAGGGUCUAGAUCUAGAGAGACUAGUGCUAUCGGCCGGUCCGCUGGGCCUGAUGCAAGCUGCGCUAGACGUCGUGUUGCCGUAUACGCAUCAGCGGAAGCAAUUCGGCCACCCCAUCGCGCACAACCAGCUCGUCCAGGGCAAACUCGCAGACAUGUACACCAAGUACCGGGCCUCGUCCGCCUUCACCUACGCCGUGGCCAGGGCCGUCGACGAAAGCCACGAGAAUCCCGAGAUCAAGACGCAGGACUGCGCGGGCGCGAUUCUGUACACCGCUGAGAGGGCCAGCGAGGUCGCGGCGGACGCGGUGCAGUUGAUGGGCGGGAUGGGGUAUAUGAAUGAGGUGCCGGUGGGCAGGAUACUCAGGGAUGCAAAGUUGUAUGAGAUUGGAGCGGGCACGAGUGAGGUCCGAAGAAUGGUUAUUGGACGGGCUUUUAAUCGGGAGUUUGGGGAGAGGUAGGCGGCGGUCGUGAUGAUUGAACUCAAGGGGAAGUGCCCGAUGACGUGGCGGAGCGCACUGCCCAGGAGGAAAGUCAACUCCACAACAUGCCACACUUGCCUUUACGUGCUGGAGGCCAUCAAGAGUGGGUUUGCUAAGUCUGACGAUUACCUAGGUGUUCGGCCUUCUCCGAGCUUGAAUUUAUCGGUUUUGGUGAGGUUUCGAUGCCUACAAACGCUCUCCGUCCUAUGCUGGAACAACAUGUGUCUGGUGGGCUGGCUUGAUC
Molecule: messenger RNA, 3289 nt
Organism: Trematosphaeria pertusa
Lineage: Eukaryota; Fungi; Ascomycota; Dothideomycetes; Pleosporales; Trematosphaeriaceae
Product: aromatic compound dioxygenase
Exons: 4
Coding region: 256-3024 (922 amino acids)
Biological process (GO): L-leucine catabolic process; catechol-containing compound metabolic process
Molecular function (GO): flavin adenine dinucleotide binding; catechol 1,2-dioxygenase activity; 3-methylbutanoyl-CoA dehydrogenase activity
Source: RefSeq, a predicted model, not a curated record